Symbiodinium pilosum is the source of this 683-nucleotide messenger RNA. NCBI's taxonomy places the organism in Eukaryota, Dinophyceae, Suessiales, Symbiodiniaceae. The record is from the annotation of a GenBank genome assembly.
GAAAGAUAGCAGAAACAGAAGGCACUUUGGACAGCCUGGAUUGGAUCAACACACUCACAGGAUUCGUCAUUCCUUUUGGUUUCGUUGCCGUGCCGCUCAUUGAGCUUAGCAUGCACAGGCUCGGUACCAUGUGGACAGUGCAGCUGACAACCCUCAUCGGUGUCGUGUACAAUGUCCUCCAGCUGGUCCCGAGCCUUCACGUUCAGCUGGUGACUGUAGUGCUCUUUGCGGCUUGGAGAGCCUUCCUCUACAGCACCAUUAGCGCCUUCAACGGCGAAAUUUUUGGGGUGAAGACCAUGGGGCGCAUCAUGGGGCUCUGCUUUGUAUUUUCCGGUCUCACAAACAUGCUCACGGGCCCACUCGUGAACUCUGCAGUCGACUCGGACAACUUUACGCAGCUGUUGAUAGAGGGCGUGGCUAUCACCAUUCCUCUUCCGGUCCUCUUUUUCAUCCUCCAGAGGCGGCGGAGCCAGCGCUCCGAGGCGCGAGCGCCGCUCACGGACGUGGAGCCUUCUCCGCCAGUGAGCCGCACAAACAGUCGGCGUAAGUCCUUGGUCAUUGACCCCCUCGGCGGGAUGUCAAUAACCCGUGCGCGGUCUGCUCAAGCAUUUGAUGACAACAUGGAGGAGCAGGAUGGUGCGGGUCUGGCGAACGGUGGAGGCGCGAGUAUGCAGCCGUUUUGA